Camelina sativa (false flax) is the source of this 486-nucleotide messenger RNA. The record is from RefSeq and is a predicted model, not a curated record. Lineage: Eukaryota; Viridiplantae; Streptophyta; Magnoliopsida; Brassicales; Brassicaceae.
CAUAGCCCAACCGGCCAUAGUCGCUCACCCCCAUCAUCAUCCGCCUCCGGUUCCACCACAUCUGAACCGGUUCGGUCACGAUGGUCACCUAAACCGGAACAAAUACUCAUACUUGAAUCGAUCUUCAACAGUGGUAUGGUUAACCCUCCCAAAGAAGAGACGGUAAGGAUACGAAAGAUGCUCGAGAAAUUUGGCGCGGUGGGAGAUGCAAAUGUCUUCUAUUGGUUUCAAAACCGGCGGUCAAGAUCCCGCAGGAGGCAGCGACAGCUCCAGGCUGCAGCUGCAGCCGCUGCCGCAACCACCAACACUUGUGACCAGACGAUGAUGGUGAGCAACAGCUUACCACAUCAUAGUGGGAGUGAUUUGGGGUUUGGAGGUUGUAGCACUUCUUCUAAUUACUUAUUUGGUGGGUCUUCCGAAGUUCCUUCUUUUUUCCUUAGUCUCUCUUCUUCUCCUCCUUCUUGUUCAAGCUCCUCUUCCACUUCU